AUGGCCAACCCAAGAGGGAAAUGCAAGGCCAUCACAUUAAGGAGCGGGAAGGUGAUAAAUGAAGCAUCCCCAUGUCAAAACAAGCAAGAAGAGGAAGUUGUAAAUGAAUCCAAAACCAAGAAAGAAGAAGAAAAUCCUGCACCAUCCCCACCAAAGCAAGUUCUAAAGCCUUAUGUACCACAAGCACCUUAUCCACAAAGGCUGAGAAAGGAUGGGAAGGAUGGCCAGUUUUCUAGGUUCCAGGAGAUUUUUAAAAAGCUUCAAAUUAACAUACCUUUUGCUAAGGCAUUAGAGCAGAUGCCACUCUAUGUCAAGUUCUUAAAGGAGCUCAUAACAAGGAAGAGAAACUGGGGUGAAAAGGAAACUAUGGUGCUCACUGAAGAAUGUAGUGCUAUCAUACAAAAGAAGCUACCCCGAAAGAUGAAGGACCCUGGGAGCUUUCAAAUUCCCUGCAUCAUAGGGGAUAUCAACAUUGAGAAGGCACUAUGUGAUCUGGGAGCCAGCAUCAAUUUCAUGUCUUUGGCUAUGAAGAAAAGAAUGAGAAUUGAAAAAGCAAAACCAACAAGAAUGGCCCUGUAA
Molecule: messenger RNA, 579 nt
Organism: Arachis stenosperma
Lineage: Eukaryota; Viridiplantae; Streptophyta; Magnoliopsida; Fabales; Fabaceae
Exons: 1
Coding region: 1-579 (192 amino acids)
Source: RefSeq, a predicted model, not a curated record